Penaeus monodon (black tiger shrimp) is the source of this 5049-nucleotide messenger RNA. Its product is annotated as indole-3-acetaldehyde oxidase-like. The record is from RefSeq and is a predicted model, not a curated record. Lineage: Eukaryota; Metazoa; Arthropoda; Malacostraca; Decapoda; Penaeidae. The transcript is spliced from 30 exons. Gene Ontology annotation, molecular function: 2 iron, 2 sulfur cluster binding; iron ion binding; FAD binding. Bases 203 to 4111 code for a protein of 1302 amino acids.
GGCACCCUUUUCUUUAACCCCCACCCCCACUCCUAAACCCCCACCCCACAUGCCCAGGUCACGCCAGACCACCAUGGCAACCAGUGUAGGAAUGUGGAUAUCAAGGCUCAUUUUCUAAAGCACUGGCCUUUCUAACAUUUUUUUUUCUAACGUGGCUUUUUUUUUGUCUUAUUUUUUCCUCCAGCAAUACAAUCGCUCCGAAAUGACUGACAAAGUGACCUUUACAAUCAACGGAGAGCAACAUGAAGUCGGGGCGGACGUCUCGGCGGACACCUGCCUCUCCACUUACCUCCACGCGCAGCACCUGAGGGGGACGCGCGUCACCUGCGGGACUGGAGGCUGCGGCGCCUGCAUGGUGCUGGUGACGAGGCUAGAUCCCGACUCAGGGGAGAAGACGUCUUACUCGGCUCUCAGCUGCCUGAUCCCCGUGCUCGGCUGCAGCGGCUGGGAGAUCACCACAAUAGAGGGUCUUGGGAACCGAUUCGAAGGCUAUCACAUUAUCCAAGACCGCCUUGUGGAGCACUACGGUACCCAGUGUGGUUAUUGCUCUCCUGGAAUGGUUAUGAGCAUGUAUGGGAUGACUCAGGAGAAGUCAAGCUGGACGGACUCUGACGUCGAGAGAAUCCUGGACGCCAACCUCUGUCGCUGCACAGGAUACCGACCCAUCGUGGACGCCUUCAAGUCCGUCACUGUCCAGGAUAUCGAGGACGCCCACACACUCAGCUGUCCCCGAACAGGUCAGCCUUGUAAGGGUCGGUGCUCGUUGAAAUCAGCUGACAGUAAGACAAGCUCCUGCUCGAAGCUAGGUGAGAAGCCGGAGUCUCGGCUCCUCCAGCUGAGGGGUGCGACCUGGCAUCAACCAGCUUCCCUUCAGGAACUUUACGACAUCCUAAGUGACUUGCCGCAGGGAACCAAGUACCGGUUUGUAUGCAGUGACACAGGAAAAGGCAUAUUCCACGACGAGGGGCCCUACAGCGUCUACAUCUCCAUCACCAGCAUCCCCGAGUUCUCCCGCGCGGCAGCAUCUCCGUCUGGCUUGGUCUUCGGCGCCAAUGUCUCCAUCAGCCGCAUGAUGUCCGAAUUCUCCACUGCCUCGCAGAGCCUGUCUGGUUUCGGCUUUGCGGAGAAGAUCGUCAAGAUGUGGAAGAGAGUGGGUGGAACGGCGCUGAGGAACAUGGGGAGUUGGUCAGGCAACUUUGCAAUGAAAAUAGCGCACAGAGCCUUUCCUUCUGAUGUCUUCUUGAGCCUCAUGGCAGCGGGGGCGGUAGUGAAGUCAGGCAGCCCUUACGGCGGAGACAAGGAGCACACCCUCGAUCACCUUUUGGACCUGGACCUCGAGGCGGAGAGGAGGGUGCUGCUCGAGCUGCGGGUGCCGCCCAUGAGCGAUGAGGUGGUCUACAGGCUCUUCAAGAUCGCUCCUCGCAGCGCCAACGUCCACGCCUACAUGAACGCCGCCUUCAGUAUGCGGGUGGACAGCGCCAACGCCCACGCGGUGAUCGGGCGGCCCAUGAUCCUGUUCGGAGGCAUCAAUGAGGACUUCCUGCAUGCUUGGGGCGCUGAAGCUGCUCUUGAGGACAACAGCCUAGAAGACGAAGCAACAGUGCAGGCAGCUCUAACAGCUCUUCGCGAUGAGAUCCACCCAGACGACCUACCAGUGAACCCCUCGGCGAAGUACAGGAUUGACGUUGCCCAGAGCCUGCUGUACAAGACAAUCCUCGGCAUCGUAGGAGACAUCGCCGACGCAAGUGUUGCCAGCGGGGCCUCAGACCUCGAGAGACCUCUGGCGAGCGGGCAGCAAAACUACGACGAAAACACGGACCGUUGGCCUCUCUCGAAGCCCGUCACUAAAGUCGAGGGUCACAUCCAGUGCAGCGGAGAGGCGGAUUACGUAGCUGACUUGCCACCGCUGUGCGAGGAGCUGAGCGGCUGCUUUGUCACCAGCACGCAAGCCAAUGCCAGGAUCGUUAGCAUUGAUACAUCGGCAGCUCUGGCAAUCCCAGGAGUCGAAGGCUUCGUCGGGAUCCAGGAUGUGACGGGGAUCAACAACAUCCAGGUUCUGCAGUGGCCCUUCCCCGAACCGCUCUUCGCCGAGGAGAGAAGCUCGUACUUCGGGCAACCUCUGGGCCUGAUCGUUGCAAAGACCGCCGAACUCAGCAAGCAAGGGGCCGCUGCCGUCGUGGUUACUUACGACGACAUCCAGGCCCCCGUGCUGACGAUCAAGGAAGCUCAGCAGCAGCCUCUCCCCUCCCCGCAAGGCGACCCGUUCGUGGAGGGCGAUGUGGAGGCCGGGUUCGCUGCUUCGACUCACGUGCUGGAGGGCGGGGUGGGUCAUGACUGGCAGUAUCACUUCUACAUGGAGAACCAGGCCACGCUGGCGAUCCCAACGGACGACGGACUCGAUGUGUUCACGGCCUCCCAGUGGGCCAUCGAAACGCAGCGCUCCAUUGGCCAAGUGCUGGGGGUCCCUGACAGCACCGUGAACGUGAGCGUGAAGCGGAUUGGCGGCGGCUUCGGCGGGAAGAUCACCCGCGGCAACAUCAUCGCAGCGGCCACGUGUCUCGCCGCCAGGAAAAUGCGCAAGCCCGUGAGGACUGUGCUGGAUAUGGCCACCUGCAUGACCAUGCUCGGGGGGCGUGACCCCUUCUGGAGCACGUACAAGGUCGGCGUCGAUGCUGAGGGAAGGUUACUGGCUGUCCAGGCUACGAUGACGAGCGAUGCAGGCUACGUGAACGUGGACCCUAACAACACCGGUUCACCCCCUGCUGUACCGUCCUGCUACAUCUGUCCGAACUGGGAGAUAACACCUGUCACGGUGCUCACUAACACACCCAAUAACACCUGGACGCGCACACCUGGAACUACCGAAGGCGUUACACUCAUGGAGACGAUCAUAGAGCACGUGGCCGUCGCUCUUAAUCUGGACCCCCUCCUCGUGCGCCAGAGGAACCUCAUGCCGGAUGGUUCAUUCAGACGUGUUAGCGAGGGAGUUUUUCGCCUUCGCUGCGGCAGGGGUGGACGAGAUGCCAUCGCCAUACCUAAGCAGGUCAAGGUGGAGAAGAACAUCAUUGGCGACAUGCUGACUCAGCUGAUGUCCAGCGCCGACGUCGAGAACCGAAAGCAGAUGGUCGACACCUUCAACAAGAACCACCUGUGGAAGAAGAGAGGAAUUUCGGUGAUGACGAUGCUGUGGCCACACGUGGUUCCCCUCCUCUAUCCCAUGAACUCUCUGGUGUCCAUUAACCAGAGGGAUGGCUCUGUGGCCGUGUCUCACGGGGGCACGGAGCUCGGCCAGGGCAUGAACACGAAGGUGGUGCAAGUGGUGGCCUACGAGCUCGGGUGCCCCAUGGAGGUCGUUGUGGUGAAGCCGACGACCUCGCAUGCCAACGCCAACUCCCAGGGCACGGACGGCGCUCUCGGCUCCUACACAACAGCCUACAGCGUGAGCGAGGCGUGCAAGAAGCUGCGGGCGCGACUGGACGCCGUGAGGCAAUCCUUGGGCGUCGAGGACCUUUCGUGGAAGGACCUGAUCAAGGCGGCGGCCAACGAGGGCGUCGAUAUAAGCGAGAGAUAUUGCAACGGCCCCGGCGAGGUGCAGUCCUACCCCGUGUUCGGCGUCUGCUGCACCGAGAUCGAGCUGGACGUCCUCACCGGCCAGUUCUUGGUCCUCCGCACGGAUAUCCUCCAGGACGCAGGCACGAGCAUGAGCCCCAUGGUCGACGUGGCGCAGGUGGAGGGCGGUUUCGUUAUGGGCCAGGGACUCUUCACGUCGGAGAAGGCCAUCUACGAUCCCGCCACUGGGAGGAGGCUCACGGAUGGGACAUGGCACUACCAGGUUCCCACCGCCCACGAUGUCCCAGCUGACUUCCGGGUGUCCCUUCUGUCUAACACGCCCAACCCCAUCGGUGUCCUCGACUCGAAGGCCACGUCCGAGCCGCCAGUGCCUCUUUCGUAUACCGUGUUGAUGGCACUACGGAAUGCGGUCGCCAGUGCCAGGGCAGACGGGGGCACCGUCGGCUGGUUCAACAUUGAGGCGCCGUUCAACGUCGAAAAGCUGCAACAGUUGUGUCUCGUAGAACCUUCCAGAAUGGUUCUUCAUCCUGGCGCUCGCUAAAUGUUUUUGUUGUUGUUGUUGUUGAUUUUUAUCUUAUAUAAGGAAACAAGGUGUAUUGGAUGAUGAUUUUUCUCUCUCUGCGGGUUCUUAUUUGUGGUGAUGUGGUGGUGGUGUUGAUGAUGAUGAUGAUGAUAAUAAUGAUAAUGAUGAUGAUGAUAAUAGUAAUGAUGAUGACAAUGAUAAUGAUUAUGAUGAUGAUAAUGAUGAUGAUAAUGGUAAUGAUUUUAAUGAUAAUGAUGAUUAUGAUGAUGAUGAUGAUGCAAUGAUGAUGAUGAUGAUAGUUGAUAUGAUAGUGAUGUGGAUGAUAAUGAUGGGGAGGAGGGCCAGCAAGUCGAUAUCAAGAUGACAAUAAUGUUUGAUAAUGAUGACGGAAAUUAAAAUAAUAACGUUAUGGAUAACGAUAAUGUUGAUAAUGAUGAUGAAAAAGAGCAAGAUGAUCAUGAAGAUGAUGAUUAAAAGAAUAAGAUGGUGAUGAUAAUUUGUAAGAUAAUAAAGAUGAUCUACAACAGUCUUUGAAUAUACCAUUAUCAUUAUAGAUAUAAAUUUAUAGAUACAUAACAAGUCCAUUAGAGGAUUCGGUCGAACUGAUAUCCAUUGCUAUAUGAAAAUAUCUAGAAUAUAAGAAAAAAUGAAAAGAAAAUAAUAUAUAUGUAGGGAAUUAUGAUAUACGAUUAAAUGAAAUAACAGCAUGUCAUAUCUUGUGUUACUGUGGUAUUCUAUGCACUUCUGUAUUAUACAAUAUCGUUAUGCUAUGCUGUACACUGCUCCGUUAUCGCUUUGUUGUAUAAUAAAUAAUACGUAAAAAAUAAUCAGAAGCAUAUAUUUCGGGUGGUUUGAGUUUAUGUCAUUUAUGUAUCUAUUUCAUAGCAUAAAGUGUCUCAAGUUCCGUGAUUUUUUAAAUGUCUUGGUGUUAGUAUUGAAUAAAAAUAUGAUUUGUA